AUGGACCGCAGCCGGAUGAAGGGCCUCGCGAGCCGGCGGCUCGAGCGCCCGGCCGCGUCGUCUUGUUCCUCCGCCGAGGACUCCGUGUCUCCAUCGGCUUCUUCCCUCUUCACGCGUUCUCUGGAUCUUCCUCCUACCAGCUUCAGAAUCGGCGGCGGAGAGGGCGAGAUGGAUCGGAUUUGCCAGACGCUUGGGAUUGCAAGCCCCGAUGAUUUCGGCAUCCCUGUCGAGGUGUGGGAAGCGAGCAGGAAGCGAUCCUCCUCGGAUGUUCUCCCGAGGUUAAGGUCUCUCGGGCUCGAUAGUCUGAAAAUUCAGGCGGAGGAGGUGGGCGAAGCUUAUUCUCGUUGUAUUGUUGCUGGUAGUUCUGCGGAACGGGACGAUACUGAGUCCACGCGUCCGGAGUCGAGUGAGUUGAAAGAGUGGAACACGAGUCUUGUCGACCUAACUCGGAUCGGCUUGGUCCAGUCCACAGGAUUCUCUGCCACUGCCGAGGGUAGCGGGAUCAAGGGCAUAAGACCACCGUUACUGAAGCCCCCUCCGCCGAUGAAACUACCGCCCCCGAUCGAUCCGCGGUGUUCUUCUUGGGAUUUCUUACGGAGUUUUGCACCGGAUAGUGGACCAGGACGUUCGUCCGAGGCGAAUCAGCGGCCGGUCUCCUCGUCGUCUUCUGACGAUGGCUAUAGUGAAGAAAAAGUGGGUGGAGAUGCAGAGAAGGAAGAGACAAAAGCAGACAGGCAUGACAAAGGGAGUGCUCUUCAGUCGGGGGAUACAGCUGACGAAUCAUGCUCCUUCACUACAAACGACUGUGACACUUCGAGCACGAUGUCUCCUUCACCAAAUUAUCCACCCUUGUCUAUCAUCACGUCUUGGCAGAAGGGUCAGCGUCUGGGACAAGGGUCGUUUGGCACUGUCUAUGAAGGAAUUGCUGGAAAUGGAGAUUUCAUUGCCAUCAAGGAAGUCUCAUUACUUGAUCAAGGAAGUCAAGCUCAAGAAUGCAUACAACAACUUGAGUGGGAGAUCACACUUCUGAGUCAGCUUAACCAUCCAAACAUUGUGCGGUAUCGAGGUACAUGCAGGGAUGGAUCGAAUCUGUACAUUUUUCUUGAGCUUGUUAGCAAAGGGUCCCUUCUAAGCCUCUAUAAGACGUAUCAACUCGGAGACUCCCAGGUAUCCGCUUACACGAGGCAAAUUCUCCAUGGUUUGAAGUUUCUCCAUGAUCAAGGCUUUAUCCACCGGGACAUAAAAUGUGCAAAUAUACUAGUUCAUGCAAAUGGAUUGGUGAAACUUGCAGAUUUUGGAUUGGCAAAGGUGACGAAAUUGAAUGAUAUUAAGUCCUGCAAGGGAACUCCAUUCUGGAUGGCUCCAGAGGUGAUAAACAGGAAGACAAACGAUGGGUAUGGGCGUUCUGCUGACAUAUGGAGUCUAGGCUGCAGCGUGUUGGAGAUGCUUACGGGUCAAAUCCCGUACUCUGGUCUGGAACCUGCUCAAGCUCUGUUUAGGAUCGGAAGGGGCGAGCUUCCACCUGUGCCCAACACUCUUUCCCCAGAGGCUCGGGAUUUUAUCCUUCAGUGUCUGAAUGUGAACCCCGACGAGCGUCCAAGCGCUGCUGAACUCCUAAACCACCCAUUUGUCAGGAGGCCAUUACAAUCACCCCCCGGCUCUGGCUCUCAACAUCUCGGUGGUCAAGGCUAGUUCCUUACAUCCCAGUUUUGGCUUGCCACUUCUUCAGAUCAUCGAAUGGGUGAAUGCAGGUUCGAAGCCAAACAAGAGAGCAGAAACUGCUGAUAGGUUUAUUAUGUGUUGUUGUGUUCUGUCUUAGAGCCAAUGAUUGGAAGUUGUAGGGGUAAGGAGUCUGUUUUCUUUCAAUUGAUUAUUUUUUUUCCUCCUUGAUGAAAGAGAAGACACAGAAGGAAGGGAGAAAACUUGCAUAUCAUUGCUGUAGCUUUGCGAAUGUGCUUUGCAGUAUCUAUCCUUGUAUCAUUGUUGUAUAAAUAUAUAUAUAUAUAUAUAUAUAUGAUUUGUAUUGUAUGUGA
Tarenaya hassleriana is the source of this 2033-nucleotide messenger RNA. RefSeq names its product mitogen-activated protein kinase kinase kinase 1-like. The coding region runs from base 1 to 1692 and encodes 563 amino acids. Lineage: Eukaryota; Viridiplantae; Streptophyta; Magnoliopsida; Brassicales; Cleomaceae. The record is from RefSeq and is a predicted model, not a curated record. Gene Ontology annotation, biological process: protein phosphorylation. The transcript is spliced from 10 exons. Gene Ontology annotation, molecular function: ATP binding; protein kinase activity.